Messenger RNA from Nothoprocta perdicaria, 1403 nucleotides. RefSeq names its product ras homolog family member F, filopodia associated (gene RHOF). The record is from RefSeq and is a predicted model, not a curated record. Gene Ontology annotation, biological process: cell migration; small GTPase-mediated signal transduction. The coding region runs from base 1 to 666 and encodes 221 amino acids. Gene Ontology annotation, molecular function: GTPase activity; GTP binding. Lineage: Eukaryota; Metazoa; Chordata; Aves; Tinamiformes; Tinamidae. The transcript has 5 exons.
AUGGAGGUCUCCAACGGGGUGCUGCCCGCCGGGCAGGCAGGGGGCUCCCGGCGCGGCGCCGCCGCCGCCCCGGCGGGCAGGAAGGAGGUGAAGAUGGUGAUCGUCGGGGACGGCGGCUGCGGGAAGACGUCGCUGCUCAUGGUGUACGCGAAGGGCGCCUUCCCCGAGCAAUAUGCACCAUCUGUCUUUGAGAAGUACACSACCAGCAUCACGGUGGGCAGCAAGGAAGUCACCCUGAAUUUGUACGAUACUGCAGGGCAGGAGGACUAUGAUCGGCUACGACCACUUUCUUACCAGAACACAAAUGUCGUCUUAAUUUGCUACGAUGUCAUGAAUCCCACUAGUUAUGAUAACGUAGUAGUUAAGUGGUAUCCUGAGGUGAGUCACUUCUGCCGCGGGGCCCCCSUUGUUCUCAUCGGCUGCAAGACGGACCUCCGGAAGGACAAGGAGCAGCUGCGCAGGCUCCGGGCCUCCCAGCAGGAGCCCGUUACGUACAGCCAGGGCGAAACAGCGUGUCAGCAGAUUAACGCAGAAGUUUAUCUGGAGUGCUCAGCAAAAUGUCGUGAAAACGUCGAAAAUGUUUUUAAAGAAGCAACAACCAUUGCACUCAAUGCCAUGAAAAAAGCCAAACGCCAGAAGAAACGGACAGUGUGCUCAGUGCUAUGAUAGAGACUGCUCCGAGCAUCGCAGCCACGUGAUUCACCUUUUAGCAGCAGAUAACUUUAAAAGACCUUUUCCCUCACCCCUCGUAAAUAUUUUUAUUCCUGCAGUGAUUUUUAAGUUCUAACUUUUUAAUAUUUUUGCACUUUCAUUGAACUACUCUAAGUUUUCAAAGCUCUUUAUUCAAGUUAAUGGAUGGCACUCACUGUUGUCCCUCCAGCUUUUGCUCCUAACCAUAAAGGAACUGGUUUGUUCUUAGAUCCACAGUAAGCUGCAAAGAACAGUGACUGCUGCUAGCUGACUUGGUUACUUUUUUCUUCUAGACAUUAGCCAUGGUACAUUUUGUCUAUAAUUUAUUGCCCUGGUUAACUAAAUUUAAGCAAAAGAGGUAGAAAGGCCACUUCUCUCAGAAGAGAUGUUAAAGCAGUACAUUUAAAGAGAAGUUAACUUGAAAAUUACUAAUGCAGAACUUAUUGUACCCAAAGASAGUGAACUGAGUUAGCCUUGAGCUGUCCCUUUAGCCUGUACAGGCAAAACCUCCCCUCCUUUAUCACUGCAGCAGCUUGCAGAGCUGCUCCUUGACAGGACUCCAUGCAAAGUCUGGUGGCCCAACAGAAAGGGCUGCUCCUUAAAUAACACACAGCAGGUGCUCCAGUGCAGAAAUGGAGCAUCACAUAAAAAGUUAGAAAAACUUGAAACAGCUAUUCUGUGCAAUAUAAAGAUAAUCUUGAAAUAAACUGCAA